UAUUCAUCUCACUUUCCCUCAGUUUCCUUCUCUUUCCCUCGAACCAAACACUCCGCAAAGAUUCUUCUUCGACCACAUCACACAUUUUAACCUUUUUACUCUUGUCCUGUUGCUCCAGCUGUCACUCCUCUUUGUUUUUCUCGAUUCAAGAGCAUUGAUUUCGAAACUGAAACCACUGAAUCAGUAAGUCUUUAGAAAUGUGGAGUUUCAAUCCGCUGUAUGUUUUUGUUUGAUAUUUUAGGGUUUGAUGGCUGCGUCGGCGUCGGCGUCGGCGGCAACUGCGGCGGCGACGGUGGAGAGGGACAUUGAGUUGGCCAUCACUGCUCUUAAAAAAGGGGCACAUUUGCUAAAGUAUGGGCGUAGAGGGAAGCCAAAGUUUUGUCCCUUCAGACUGGCCAAUGAUGAAUCUGUUCUGAUAUGGAUCUCAGGCAAAGAAGAGAAACACCUUAAACUAAGCCAUGUCUCCAGAAUUAUACCUGGUCAGCGCACACCCAUAUUUCAGAGGUAUCCUCGGCCUGAGAAAGAAUAUCAGUCAUUUUCUCUUAUCUAUAAUGAUAGAUCCUUAGAUUUGAUUUGCAAGGAUAAAGAUGAAGCUGAAGUUUGGUUUACUGGUCUCAAAGCAGUAAUAUCUCGCAGCCAUCAACGAAGAGGCAGAGCAGAAUCCAGAAGUGAUGGAAUUUCAUCUGGAGCUAAUAGUCCCAGAGCUCACACUCAGAGGAGUUCUCCUUUGAGCUCUCCAUUUGGUAGUGGUGGCAGUUCUCAGAAGGAUGGGUUGGAUCCCCUACGUCUGCAUACACCAUAUGAAAGUCCUCCUAAAGUGGGUUUAGAGAAAGCAUUAUCUGAUGCAAUAUUAUACGAUGUGCCUCCCAAGGUUUUAUUUCCUUCAGAAUCAGGUUGUGGAUCUGUUAAUUCUUUCUCAUCUGGAGGUUCUGAUGGAAGAACUGUUCGCUUAAAGGGAAUGACUGGGGAUGCUUUUAGAGUUAGUUUAUCUAGUGCUGUUAGCUCGUCAAGUCAAGGCUCUGGUCACGAUGAUGGUGACUCUUUAGGAGAUGUUUUCAUUUGGGGGGAAGGCACUGGAGAUGGAAUAUUGGGUGGGGGUUUAAAUAGAGCUGGAAGUUCUUCUGGUAUUAAGAUGGAUUCUCUUGUUCCCAAGGCUUUGGAAUCUGCAGUAGUAUUGGAUGUUCAGAAUAUAGCUUGUGGUGGGCGACAUGCUGCUCUAGUAUCAAAGCAAGGGGAGGUUUUCUCUUGGGGGGAGGAACUUGGAGGCAGACUUGGACAUGGUGUAGACUCAGAUGUCUCACACCCAAAGCUUAUAGAUUCUCUUAAAAAUAUCAAUGUUGAACUUGUGGCAUGUGGGGAGUACCAUUCUUGUGCUGUUACCCUAUCUGGUGAUAUGUACACAUGGGGUGGUAGCACUUGCAAUUUUGGGCUCCUUGGCCAUGGCAAUGAGGCAAGUCUAUGGGUUCCCAAGAAGUUAAAUGGACCUCUAGAGGGAAUACAUGUCUCAUCAGUUUCUUGUGGACCAUGGCACACAGCUGUUGUAACCUCUGCAGGGCAAUUGUUUACUUUUGGUGAUGGAACAUUUGGUGUUUUAGGACAUGGGGAUCGUAGAAGUGUAUCCAUACCAAGGGAAGUGGAGUCCCUUAAGGGCCUUCGGACUGUGCGAGCAGCUUGUGGUGUUUGGCACACUGCUGCUGUUGUUGAGGUAAUGGUUGGGUCUUCAAGUUCCAGCAACUGUUCUUCAGGAAAGCUUUUUACAUGGGGAGAUGGAGAUAAAGGUUGUCUCGGGCAUGGUGACAAAGAAGCUAGACUGGUGCCAACUUGUGUCGCUGCUCUUGUUGAACCCAACUUUUGUCAAGUUGCCUGUGGACAUAGCCUUACUGCUGCAUUGACAACUACAGGCCAUGUGUACAUGAUGGGAAGCCCGGUUUAUGGUCAGCUAGGUGAUCCUAAGGCUGAUGGGAAGCUCCCUUCUCGUGUCGAUGGGAAGCUUAUGAAGAAUUUCGUUGAAGAAAUAGCUUGUGGUGCUUAUCAUGUUGCAGUCUUAACCUCAAGAACUGAAGUUUACACUUGGGGAAAAGGUGCAAAUGGUCGAUUGGGUCAUGGGGAUACUGAAGAUAGAAAUUCCCCAUCAUUGGUUGAAGCUUUGAGAGACAAACAAGUCAAAAGUAUUGUUUGUGGAACUAAUUUUACUGCAGCAAUAUGUCUUCAUAAGUGGGUCUCUGGUGUUGACCAAUCAAUGUGUUCAGGAUGCCGCCUUCUGUUCAAUUUUAAAAGGAAGCGGCACAAUUGUUAUAAUUGUGGACUUGUAUAUUGUCAUUCAUGUAGUAGUAAGAAGUCUCUCAGGGCUUCCAUGGCACCUAAUCCCAACAAACCUUAUCGUGUUUGUGAUAUUUGUUUCAGUAAACUUGCAAAAGCUUCUGAAAUCAACUCUUCAUCUCAUUCUGCACUUAGUAGAAGAGGAAGUAUGAAUAAGGGAUUAAAUGAAGUUGCUGAAAAGAAUGAAAAUUUGGUUUCAAGAUCUCAUGCUCAAAUUGGAAGGAAUUCUUCUCUGGAACCUUUUAAAGAAGUGGAGGGUGGAUCAUCCAAAAGAAACAAGAAACCAGACUUUAAUCGCACACGGAUUUUGCCCCUUCCAAAUGGAGUUUCACAGAGCAAUGCACUUAGUAACUCUAAAUCUUCUAAUCUAGUAUUUGGGUCAACUAAGAAGUUUUUUUCAGCUUCUCUUCCUGGAUCAAGAAUUAUGUCUCGAGCAACAUCACCUACCUCAAGACGAUCAAGUCCACCCCGUGCCACAACACCAACCCCAACUCUUUCAGGUCUUGCAUCGCCAAGAAUUAUUGUAGACAAUGCUAAAAUGACGAAUGAUGGUCUGAGUGAAGAAGUUGUUAAAUUGAGGGCUCAGGUGGAAGAACUUACUCGUAAAGCACAACUUCAAGAAAUUGAGCUGGAAAGAACAACAAAACAGCUAAAGGAGGCUAUUGCAGUGGCUGGAGAAGAGACUGCAAAAUGCAAAGCAGCAAAAGAAGUGAUUAAGUCGCUUACUGCUCAGUUGAAGGACAUGGCUGAAAGGUUACCCGUUGGAGCGACACGAAACAGCAAUUCACCUUCUUUCUCUUAUUCUAGCCCAACUCCUCCUUGGGAUGUUUCUUCUGCAGUCUUAGAGCAAUUGAGCAGUCCCAUGACUCUCCAGGGAGCAAUUUCAAAUGGUUCAAACAGCUUGGUCAUUUCCAAUGGAUCGGACAUUGGUGAUAGUCAUACAUCAAGUCAAACUGAAUUGUCAAAUUUUGAAGCAACAAGGAACAAGAACAGAACAACAAAGGCUGAACCCACUCAGGGUGAUGAAUGGGUUGAGCAAGAUGAGGCUGGUGUCUAUAUCACCCUUGUUGCUUUGCCUGGAGGUGUCAAAGAUCUUAAGCGUGUUCGCUUCAGUCGAAAGCGAUUCAGUGAGAAGCAAGCAGAACAGUGGUGGGCUGCUAACCGAGCUAGAGUGUAUCAACAAUACAAUGUUUCCAUGGUUGACAAGUCUAAUGUAAGCAUAGGAAGAGAAGGGUUAGCUCAUUAAUCUGCCACAUUCAAAGCCCUGCUUCCAAAAAAUCGGGAGUUAAUGUUUUAGAUUUUAGCUUCCAAGAUCGAAGGAAGCACGGGCUUAGUACCCUCAAUUUUGUGUUUGUAGUACGGGUGAGAGGUAAUUUCUUCCCUUAAAAUCUUGGCUUUGGUCAUUUUGGUUGUUCACCGUAAAUGCAUCCAUUUUUUUUUUUUUCAAUUUUUGAUUUUGUUUAUUUUUUGGAGGGAAGUAGCAAGUGCAGGUAAGGCUGUGUAAAUUCCUUGUAAAGUAGGUUGUGGGAUGAAAUUGAGUAACUUCAGUGUAAAUUCAUUAAGGAAUAUAUAACUAGAGUUCACUGUAUUCAUGUAUGAAUGAAUCUUCCAUGUUUUCUCCUAUGGAUUCAGCUUUUUAUUCAAAUUGCUGUACAUCAU
This is a messenger RNA of Pistacia vera, 3978 nucleotides long. RefSeq names its product PH, RCC1 and FYVE domains-containing protein 1-like. NCBI's taxonomy places the organism in Eukaryota, Viridiplantae, Streptophyta, Magnoliopsida, Sapindales, Anacardiaceae. Gene Ontology annotation, molecular function: metal ion binding. The record is from RefSeq and is a predicted model, not a curated record. The coding region runs from base 248 to 3565 and encodes 1105 amino acids. The transcript has 9 exons.